Meriones unguiculatus (Mongolian gerbil) is the source of this 9273-nucleotide messenger RNA. RefSeq names its product glutamine and serine rich 1 (gene Qser1). The coding region runs from base 227 to 5584 and encodes 1785 amino acids. The transcript is spliced from 12 exons. The record is from RefSeq and is a predicted model, not a curated record. NCBI's taxonomy places the organism in Eukaryota, Metazoa, Chordata, Mammalia, Rodentia, Muridae.
ACAUGGGGCCACUGGGCUGCGGGCGCCGUGGCCGCCGCGAGUCCCGGCCGCAGGCGCCGCCGCUCGCCUAACGUCCGAGCCGAGGGCCCGCCCGCCCGCCGCAGCCCGGCGCCUCCGCCCAGCCUCCCCCGCCCCCCGGCCGCGCCAUGUGAGGGGCCGCUCCCGCCACCGCCUCUUCCUCCCCGCGCCUCCCGCCUGCCCGCCCCCCGCCGCCUCAGCCCCCGCCAUGGACGCGCACUACGCGCCCGCGGGCUUCGCCGAGCCUCCCGCGCCCCCCGCCAGCGUCGCCACGCAGCCCGCCGCCCCCGCCUGGGCCUACGAAGCCCGGGUCCCGGCCGCCGCCUCCAGCCCCGGCUGCAGCGGCAGCAGCCCCAGCCUCAAGGCCAGCUAUGAAGAUGGACAUGCUUCACAGUCUGAAUCGGAUAUCCUACAGAGACAGACAUUCACAGCCUCUCAUCAGCUUCCUGGAUAUGCCACCACUCCUCAAGCAACUGGCAUGCAUUCCUCAGCAGCAACUGAGCUGUUUGUUACAGGACCCUUGCCAACCACUGGAACGCUUCCACCACCGGCCCUGUCUGCUUAUCAGCAUCCAGCUACCUUUAGCAAUAGAAACUUUGUGACCACCUCACCUUUGGUGCUUCAAGAUUCAACUUUUAACACUACAUCAAAUGGGAUUUUAAACCCUCAUGACCCUUUGCUACAAAUUAAGACUUCCCAGGGAACUGUUGCAACUGCUUUGGCAUUUGAGCGCCUGGGCAGUUCUGCACUAAGCAAUAGCAUACCACCUCAGUCUUCAACAUAUCGCUCAGCGCAAGAGUCAGCACCCCAUCUUUUACAACCUCAAUUUAGUUUGUUGCCUUCAACACUUGGGGGAGCCCAGCAAACCCCUCAAGCCUACAGUUCAGCUCUUUUUACUAGUUCUGCUGCUUCCGUUGAAAGAGCCCUUCUUCGAGAAUGCAGUGUCAUUAAACACCACCAGCGGCCUUCAGUUACCCAGUCUAUUCCGGCACAGCUGACUGGUUCACAGCACCCCCUACACAGUUACCUGUCAAGCGCAAGUAUUGGUAAUUUUCAGGAACCAUCCAGGCAGUCUUUAUCCUGCAGCUCAGUUCGAGAUUCUACUCAGGUGAGCAGUGGAGUGGUGCAGCAGAAGACCACUCACGUCUCAGCAGGCCUUGCUCAGUCUUACUCAUCGGUAAUUCCGUCAUCAGGCUAUGUUCCUUCUGCUACAAAAGUAGAUGGCUGUUCUACAGAACAACCACUAACAUCAGCUACAGUUCCGAAGCCUCAAAGUGUAAUUCCUUCUGUGCAAACACUAAACUAUUCUAAACCUUUACAUAACCAGAGCUCUGUAAUAUCAGGUCAAGCACAAAUUUAUUCUACAGCACAGCUACCAAGCCUUUUAUCAGUCAGUCAGUCCCAAAAUUAUGGUUUAGUGCAGCCACAUAAUGUGCCAUCGAUUGUUCAUUCACAGGUUUAUAGGUCCAGCAGGGUUGAGAAAUUGCCAUCCUUAUACAAAACAUUGACUUUUUCUGGAUCAUCUCAGCCUGUAACCUCUGAAAACCAGACACUUAGUUAUUCAUCCAAUCAGCAAGAGGUAUUAUCUUUAGUUACAAAUGAGAAUUACCCUGCUCAAACAAGAGACUUAUCAUCAGUCAGCCAGUCUCAAGAUUAUUCAUCUGGUCACUCUCAGGGUUUAUCACCAGUUAGCCAAACACAAGUCAAUUAUUCAUCUCAGUCACAAGUUUUGUCAGUUGUUAGCCCUUCAGAAAGCUAUGCGUCAGGACAGUCUCUGACAUUAACAGCCUCUUCUCUUUCUUAUUCUUCUGCCUCUCGGGGUCAGAGCUUGCCAGAUUCUAGCCCAACACCAAAUUAUAUAUCUAUGCAUUCAUCCCCAAAUGCUCAGACCCAAGGAUCUUCACCUCCUCAGCCCCAAAAGUUUUUGCCUACUGUGCAGUCGUCCUUUGCAUCCUCUGCUUGUGGUCAGCCAUUACAGAAUAGCAUACCGUCCCCUGAUCCAAAGUCUUACGCUGAGAGAAAAAUUGACUCAAAUGUGUAUACAUCUUCAAAGCAAGAUGAUUUUCCAAUGCAAAAAUUACAGGCCUUGCAGUCACAAGCAUCUCUCGAGUCAUCAAGUCAAAGGCUAGCUGAUGGGGAAGUGAGUGCUCAUGAGGCUGUUUAUAAGACACCAAAGGCAGAUGAUUGCUAUUCUCAGAAUGUGACCAGAAAUAACUCUCACCUUGAAGACCAACUUGGAGUUGCUCUCCAGGGUUCAAAACAAGAAAACAUGAUUGCCUCAGUGACGCAACUUAACCAGCAAAGUGGCCAGCCCAAUAAUGCAGUAGUCCCUGAUCUUAAGAAGGCAACUAAUAUAAUGCAAACUCCACAGAUAAGCUUGAACACUAAAGACCUCAACCAGCAGCACUCUCUCAUACACAAGAUGCAUGAAGCAAAGGUUCAGGAACAGCAUGAUCAAAUAAUUGGUGCCUCAUCUCAGAUUCAGAUUCCAAAUCAUGCUUUAAGGCAUAGUCAUCAGGCUCUUCCUAAUACACCAGUCCUUUUAGAUUCUACCUGUGACUUACAGAUUCUUCAGCAGGCUGGGAUUCUACAGGCUAGCCUGGGACAAGCAAAGGCAUCCUUACAAGUACAGCGUGUUCAGAGUCCUCAACAGAUAGUCCAUCCUUUCCUUCAGAUGGAUGGUCAUAUCAUCCAGAGCAAUGGUGAGCAUACUCAGCAGCAGCUCCAUCCUCAAAAUUCUGAUAUUAUGAAACUGGACCUCCCUGAAUCUUCAAAACCUUUGCAGCAGCUAACAAGGAAGGGCCCUUUCAGUGAAACCAGUCAACACGAUUCAAAGAAUCAGUUUGUUUCUCUGGGAUCGAUAUGCUUCCCAGAGGCAAUGCUUCUUAGUGAUGAAAGAAAUAUUUUGUCAAAUGUAGAUGAUAUCUUAGCAGCUACAGCAGCAGCUUGUGGGGUUACACCUUCUGAUUUUUCCAAGUCAGCUUCAACUGAAACCAUGCAGGCUGUUGAAGGUGGUGAUUCUAAGUCUCAUUUUCAGCAGUCAUUAGAUGUCAGGCAUGUGAAUUCAGAUUUUAACUCCAUAACAGCUACAGUAGGAAAGCCACAGACUAUUAAUGACAUUUCCUUAGAUGGAAAUCAGGUUGCUGUAAACCUUUCAUCGGUACCCACUGUUCAGUCAAAAACAGUCCUUGAUCAACAGCAUAUGGAAACACCUAGUCAAAAUAUGCCAACUAAAGUACCUUCAGCCAUGGUUGGACCAGGUCAUGAAGUCCAGGAGCAAAGUUCUGACCCAUUCAAGAAACAGUUGGCUAUAAAUAAUGAGUCUAAAGAAGAUAAUGAAAUUCCUGUUGACAGUGCAUUGAGUAAUAACAGAAGUCAAGAAUUUGUCUCUAGUAGUCAGAGCAUAAGUGGAGAGAAUGCAGCAUCUGAGAGUGAUUUUACCCUAGUGGGUGAUGACAGUGGUGUGUCGAUGAACCAUAGAAGGAGCACACUUGCACUGCUUGCCAUGGCCCAAUCUGGGGAUGCAGCCAGUGCUAAGACAGAAGAUGAAAAGCAAGAUGUAACGUAUUUUAACCUUCCAAAGAAAAAAGCUAAAGGAAAUGGGCAAGGUAAAGAGGAAGAGGAUAGUCAAAAACAACUGAAAAAGUCUGCCCAAGGGAAGCGCCAGAACCCUAGGGGGACAGACAUCUAUUUGCCACAUAUUCCACCUUCCUCAGAAAGCUGCGAUGAAGGUUACCAGCAUCAAGAAAAGAUGAGGCGGAAAAUCAAAGAAGUAGAGGAAAAGCAGCCAGAAGUCAAAACAGGAUUUAUUGCUUCUUUUUUAGACUUCCUGAAGUGUGGGCCCAAGCAGCAGUUUUCCACCCUUGCUGUUAGAAUACCUAAUAGGACCAGACGAUCAGGAACCCAAGUCACCCGUACCCAGUGUCCCCCACCAAUUGCAAAGAUGUCACCUGCAACACCUGCACUAUUACCAUCUGAGACUGGAGUGGUCAGCGCAUCAGAAAAAGUUGACAGUGAACUUAAAAAUUUAGAACAGUCAUCUUCAUUUUCUUCUGAUGAGGAAGAUCCUGGCAUGUGUGGCCAUGAUACCUAUAAGAACACCUCUACUCCCUUAACUGCGUGGGAUGCUACUUCUGAUAAAACAAAGAAAACAGAAGCUCUAUCUGUGGUCAAUCCUGGUGCAUCUGCCGAGGCUGCUGGUGCUGCUCCCGCUUCUUCCACUGUUGGUGCAGUUAAACAAGAUGUUCAUCUGACUUCAUCGGCUGUAAGCACCCUGGAAAAUGCAAACUCCACAGAACCCCCCACAGCCAUUGAGCUUGAUAGUCUUCCUUCAGACCAGUUGGCAAAAGGACAGGAAACAGUUGCAAUAGAAGGUUUUACAGACGAGGAAAAUAUAGAGAGUGGAGGAGAAGGUCAAUACAGAGAACGUGAUGAAUUUGUCGUAAAGAUAGAAGACAUUGAGACGUUUAAGGAGGCUUUAAAUAUAGGAAAAGAGCCCCCAGCUAUUUGGAAAGUCCAGAAAGCUUUGUUACAGAAAUUUGUUCCUGAAAUUCGAGAUGGGCAAAGAGAAUUUGCAGCUACAAAUAGUUACCUUGGGUAUUUUGGAAAUGCAAAAACUAAAUACAAAAGGAUAUAUGUGAAGUUCAUUGAAAAUGCAAACAAAAAGGAGUAUGUCAGAGUAUGUUCCAAAAAGCCAAGAACUAAGCCUUCACAAACUAUCAGAAAUGUUCCAUCUAAGCCAAGUAGUAUCAGUAAAACUUCUGACCCACCAGUAUCAAAAACUGCAACUACAAAAGCCCCUGCCACAAAACCCAAAGUUAAACAGCUCAAAAUAAAGGCUGAGCCACCACCAAAGAAAAGGAAGAAAUGGAAAGAAGAAUUUUCAUCAUCACAAUCUGAAUCAUCUCCUGAGGUCCGUUCUAGCAGUAGUGAGGAUGAGGAAUUUGAUCCUCCAGCUCCUUUUGUCACUCGAUUUCUGAACACAAGAGCAAUGAAGGAAACUUUCAAAAGUUACAUGGAAUUGCUUGUUAGCAUUGCUCUGGAUCCUGACACCAUGCAAGCCCUAGAGAAGAGCAAUGAUGAGCUUCUUUUACCACAUAUGAAAAAAAUAGAUGGAAUGCUCAAUGAUAACCGGAAAAGACUUCUUGUGAAUCUUCAUUUGGACCAGUCAUUCAAGAAUGCUUUGGAAAGUUUUCCUGAACUAACAAUUAUUACGCGAGACUCUAAAGCAAAAAGUGGAGGAUCUGCUAUUUCUAAAAUCAAGAUGAAUGGCAAAACUUACAAUAAGAAAACCCUAAGGACUUCUAAAACAACCACUAAGUCUGCACAGGAGUUUGCUGUAGAUCCAGAGAAAAUACAGUUAUAUUCUUUAUAUCAUUCACUCCAUCAUUAUAAAUACCAUGUUUAUCUGAUAUGUAAGAAUGAGAUAUCAUCUGUGCAGAAAAAAAAUGAAGAUUUAGGACAGGAAGAAAUUGUUCAGCUUUGUAUGAAAAAUGUAAAGUGGGUGGAGGACCUAUUUGAAAAAUUUGGAGAACUUCUAAAUCAUGUACAACAGAAAUGUUCCUAACAUUUCCACAAAAACCUGUUUUUAUAGCACUAAUGAAUUGUGGAAGGAUAGUGUCACAGAUAAUCAACUCUCCAGCAGUGGCCUCUUGCGGCAUCCCCACUGCCUGGGGAACCAGACCUCUGUUGAGGACAGUGGUGCUGCCACAGAAGCCAGUCUUUUUAUCCUAAUGAAUGAUUUUUCUACUUUUUAAACUGUGGGGUGAUUGAGUUUUUGUUUUCAGAAACAUCUAUUGGCAAAUGAUAAAGUGUGCACUAAAUAUAAUUUUAUUGCGAAAGAAAUAACAUUGAAGUGACUGGACUUUCCCCCAUGACUGAAAUGAAUGAAAGAGGUGGUAUAAAGCAUUUGUGUACACUGUGUAAAUGAUCUGGUAUGCCGUGGCAUCCUGUAGGAGAAUGUCUUCAGUGUAAAACAAGCUCAGAAGCUGCGCUCUGCUCUGUGGACUCGUUUAACAUGUCCAGGAAUCUGGGCGUGGAACUGUGCAAUUCUGUGACUGCUUUUUGUGUCGAGUUAUAUUGUGAUGAAAAAGUGACGUACUAUUUUCCCUGUUUCAAAGAAAAGUAUUUUUGUUUAUAGUGUGUUCUUCCUUUGGAAAUUUUUCAAUUAUACAUUUUAUUUUACUAAUAGUUGUAUUUUUCACAAAGAAAAUGUGGUUUUAAUUGUUCCCUCUCUAUACUUCAUUGUUUUCAGUAAACCCUGUGUAGGUACAUGUCAUUAGCAUUGUAGAUUCUGUCUUGAAGUGGCCAUAUUUGUUCAUAUAGUUUUGCCCUAGUGUUACUCAGAAUCUUCAUUUGGUGCUAGAAUUAGUUUAGCUUUAUAAAUGGGACUGUGUGAAACACUGCAUUUAAUUUCAUUUCAUAAAAUAAAUUUCUUACCAAACUAGCACUUGAUUUAUACUGAUUUGUCAAGGUAAAAAUGAGCUGUUGCUGGGCAUAGUAGUGAAUGCCUUUCAUGCCAGCUCGGGAGGCAGAGGCCAACCCGGCCUACAUUGAGAGCUGCAGCACAGCCGGGGCCACAUGCUGAGGAUGAGAGCUUGUCCCCUCACACCCCCAAAAUUAACUGCUGCUACAUUUGAUGGCCCAGUGGGUAAAGGCAUGUGCAGUGAAGCCUGGCAACGCACACUGUGGAAGAAGAGAGCCAACUUCCCAGAAGUCAUGUCUGCGCGCACACACACACACACACACACACACACACGCUCAGCGGUAUGCAGUGUUACACACAGCUCUCUAACUCUCAGAACUGGAAGUGGAGUUCUCCUUCGGUGCCUUUAGCCCUUACACACACUAGUGUAGCCUUCUUGAGUUUGAUAGCAUUUCAAGUGGUUUAGCCGAAUGUAUUAGGUUCAACAUGACCUCGUGCUGUUUAUUUUUGUUGCCGACAGGAUGCCUUGUUUGUGAAGAAGAUUUAAUAGUGUCGUUCUAAACGAUGGCCUUUUUUAGGAUUCUAAGGAAGUUAUCAAUCAUCAUACCUUUGUUUUGUCACCAUUUAGUGCCUUACUCCCCAUCUAGAAAGCAGUGGUACUGUUCAGUGGCCAAAUAAGACAUGCUCAUGUGGACACACUUGUCUGGUUUUGAGAACAGGUCAUCCUUACACUUAAAACGCCAGUGAACUGCCCAGAAUUGAAGUGAACACGCCACCUGAUUUCAGAAUGCCACUCGCAACGCUGGGUGAAAAUGAGCACCUCAGUUAGGCUUACACACUUAUUUCUGGUAAUCAUCGUACUAAAAGCAAUAUCCUUAACAUUUGUACCUGCUGGUAGACUCUCUAGUAUUAAGUAAUGGGAGUUUCUCUCCAGGGUCAAAUGUUCCAUUUCUGAAAGUUUUAGAAAACUUACUUUGAGAACAAAAGCAACCUAUUAGGCCUUUUUAAUAUAACGUAUCUGGGUGAUGCCGUUGGCAGGAGAAUCGUCAAGCAGAGGAGAACAGGAAACAGCCAUAUUCCAUUCUGAUAGUAUUGACCCUGGAUCCAGUAUCUUUCCAAGAGGGAGUUGAUAUGCUUAUAUACCUUUACCUUCAUCUUGAAUUAAAGUUAAAGGUACAUGUUUGAAUUUCAUUAUGAUGAAUAAAUUUCUUAAGGUAAAUCUUACUACAAAAAUAUCCUUUUUGUUGUUGUUGUUGUUUAAAGCAGGGUCUCACACUCUAACCCAAGCUGGUCAAAACUCACUGUCUAGUCCAAGCUGGCUCCAGAUUCAUGGCAGUCCACCUGCCUCAGCCACUAGAAUGCUGGGAUCAUAGGCAUGAGCCACUAUGCCUGGCUUUCCCUUUCUUUUUGAGGGCAAUUGCCGUCAACCUGUUGUAUUCCCAUUAAUAAAACACACUUCACAGUGUAGAAGGCCAAGAGACCCUGUUUAGAUGCAUUGUCACCUCAUUUAUUCUCAAUAGCAUAGGAAAGCAGCCAACCUCAGGCCUUAGAGAAAAAUAGGACUAUAUCAUAACCAUACACCAGUUCUUUCUCUGUAGGAAGCUAAGUACUUAGUUGGUUAGUGUUUGCCAGGGAAAUGUAUGAUAUAGGAAAACGUUUAGGUUGUAGAAAAAGAGGUAAAGCACAUGUUGCCAUAAGCUAGGAGAAUGUUAAAGAUUGGAUUCUAGCUGUAGAGCUCUGGAGGGUUGGGAAAUGUAGCUCAGUGAAAAGCACUUGGCUAGCAUGUCUUGGGGCCCUGGGUUCCCUCCCCAACCUCCAUCCCUCAAGCACACUUAGAGAUCUGGGGUAAUUCCAUGUAAAAAGUAUUCUAUGUUGAUAUUUGUUACUAGCCCAGAAAAGUGGUUGCCAAAGGGGCUUCCUUGCCAUUUUGAUAUAAACUAGUUACUAUUUGAUCCCUAAUAAGACUAAAUUUAUGGUGAUUUAUCACAGUAAGGUGAACUAGAAACUGUCCAUUUUCCUAUUAUUUUUGCCAAAUUGAAGAUAUUGGUAAGGUAGGAAUUAAUCAUGUUUUAAAAUGUGUAAUAAUUUUUCCCAUUAUUUUGAAAGCUCUAAAUUUAUUUAAAUUUCUACAACUUGAAAAUGUAUAGAAGGGUUUAUACAUUAAGGCUAUUUUCAAAGCUUCACAUUUUAAAACUAAUUUUUCUAUUAAUUUACUAUUUAUUUUCCUUGAAGCAGAUAAAUUCCAACCUAUAGCUCUAAAGAUAUACCCAUAAAGUUGUUUUUGUUUGCUUUGUUUGCUUGUUGGUAUCCAUUACUGGUUCAGAUGAGUGGUUAAUAAAGGGUCUCCUUCCCACUUUCCUUAUAGUCUGGUCUCUAGGGAAACUCACUGAGUCCCUCAUGAGAUCAACACUCGGGUUAUUGAUGCAGCUUUGUUUCAGAUGUGUAGAUAACAAACUUAUUGUAUUUGCAGAAUGCAUUUUUUUGUUUGUUUGUUUUAAAUGUUUUAGUUCACAAAAAUGCUUUUCAAAUACAGUGAAGUAGCCCAGGAUAGCUGCUCCCGUGUCAGGCAUAAUUGACACAACUGCACAAAUGGACAAUGUGUAACUCUGGUCUGUGCAUUAACUCAGAUGCACAACUCUUGACAUCUGUGUUCACAAAUGCAUGUUUUUGAAAAUCACCUCUAUAACAACUAAGAAUAAAAAGAAACCUGCAUUUGUAGGCCAGAAUUUUCAGUUGGUCCAUUAUACCUAAUGUAUGGAAAUGUGAAAGACAAUUUUGUACAUUUGUUACUAACUCAGAUCAUUAAAGUGAAAACCAUUUUUUAAACAAAA